Molecule: messenger RNA, 929 nt
Organism: Wyeomyia smithii (pitcher-plant mosquito)
Lineage: Eukaryota; Metazoa; Arthropoda; Insecta; Diptera; Culicidae
Exons: 2
Coding region: 106-624 (172 amino acids)
Molecular function (GO): carbohydrate binding
Source: RefSeq, a predicted model, not a curated record
CGAAUUUGUCCUUAAUAUAAAAGAAUCAGCCAGCACUGUGUUUUCAUAUAGUACCGUUUAUCAGUUGCAUCCCGCUGCAUAGUGUUUUAUUAUUAGCCCCCAAAGAUGAAAUUUCUGGUGUUAGUUUUAUUAGGAGUAGUUUCCGUAGCUGCUUAUCGAAUCAACUGGCGGCACAAAGGUAUCUCUCAUGAGGGCUGGCAUCCACAUGGAUAUCAGAGACCGUUAGAAAGACAUAAAUGGCGAUCCCACGUGCCAUGGGUGAACAUUGAAAUUUUCGAGCCGAAGGGAUUGAAGGUUUCAAUGGUGCACAAGAAACAAAUCGACACAAUGUUUGGUGUUGAGUUGUUUAUUAACACGGAUCCUCGGUUGAACGACAGCGAGUGCGAUUUGUGUCAAAAUACGACAACCAUCACGUACGGAAAGUUCAUCAUUGAGGACCGGAAUGUGAUCAUCAAAAAGAAAGAUCAGCUGAUAUAUUUUGUGCUGGUUGGAAACAGUACAAAAGUUACCCGGUUUCCAAUGCGAAAACUGACGGUCACAGGUUCACUCAUAAAAAAAUGUGAUUACGACUUAUCGAUAGAACAAGAAAACUUAAUAUCUAAUAGUAUCAAUAAACUUCACUAAGAAAUGAAGGUCAUAAUCUCAUUACUUCUUGGGAUGACAGACUCAUAAUAACAUGCUUUAAGGAUGUUUUACUUAUUAUUCCCCGUUGGAAUUUCCUGCUGCGACAUACAUACCAUUAGCAUAUGGGGAUUUUUCUAGUUAAUUGAUUGUUUUUUCAUCAUAAGUUAAGUAUUUUGUUUUGAUUCCAAAAUAUUAUUCUUAGUUGGUUUAUUGUUCACACUAAAAACUGUAACAGUUUAGCUUAGUCAAUAGGGUUAGUAAAGCAUUAUUUAACGGCAGCCAAAUUUUGUCGUGCUCAUGUAAAU